Messenger RNA from Cetraspora pellucida, 140 nucleotides. NCBI's taxonomy places the organism in Eukaryota, Fungi, Glomeromycota, Glomeromycetes, Diversisporales, Gigasporaceae. The record is from the annotation of a GenBank genome assembly.
AUUCUAUUUUUCCUAUUUGGGACUUCAAGAUGGGUUUCCAGUCCUUACACCCAGAUUGGUAUGUUACACCAAUGCCAGUACCUAGGGCUACAGGGCCAGAGUGCGGAAAGCAGUACCCCAACUUCACAGGAUAUGGUUGA